AUGUCUUCAGAUCUCUGUCCCGUCUAUGCGCCCUUCUUCGGUGCCAUGGGCUGCACGUCCGCCAUUGUGUUCACCUGCUUUGGCGCCGCCUAUGGAACUGCUAAGUCUGGUGUUGGUAUCUCCGCAAUGGGUGUACUUCGACCGGAUCUUAUCGUCAAGAAUAUUGUGCCCGUUAUCAUGGCUGGUAUCAUUGGUAUCUAUGGUCUGGUCGUUUCCGUCUUGAUCUCAGACAAUCUCUCCCAGAAAGAAGCUCUUUUCACUAGCUUCAUUCAACUCGGUGCUGGUCUUUCCGUCGGCUUAUCCGGUCUUGCCGCCGGUUUUGCUAUCGGAAUCGUUGGUGACGCUGGUGUGCGUGGUACCGCUCAACAACCUCGUCUCUUCGUCGGCAUGAUUCUCAUUCUCAUUUUCGCCGAAGUGCUGGGUCUGUACGGAUUGAUUGUUGCUCUAUUGAUGAACUCCAAGGCUCAGACCGAUGUGCACUGCUAG
Molecule: messenger RNA, 486 nt
Organism: Exophiala bonariae
Lineage: Eukaryota; Fungi; Ascomycota; Eurotiomycetes; Chaetothyriales; Herpotrichiellaceae
Product: H(+)-transporting V0 sector ATPase subunit c
Exons: 4
Coding region: 1-486 (161 amino acids)
Biological process (GO): proton transmembrane transport
Cellular component (GO): membrane; proton-transporting V-type ATPase, V0 domain
Molecular function (GO): proton-transporting ATPase activity, rotational mechanism
Source: RefSeq, a predicted model, not a curated record